UAAGCCCCCAGUUUUCCUCUUCAUAAAUUACCCUUUGCUUGAUUAUUUCAUGCUUUUAGAAUAAUUAUACGGCAAGCUAAGAAUGUGAGUAAACUGAGAGAGUCUGCAAAAGAUGGGAACAAAACAGAGGGAAACAGAGACUACUAGGAAGGUUUUCAAUAUAAACCUAGUUUUCUUCUUUUUCUUCCUUCUACUUUCUGAUUAGACAAACCAUUUGAAAAGAAACAAGAUAAGAUACAGCAGAAGAAGAAGAAAAAACGAGAAAGGGUUUUUUAUUAUCAUUGGGGUUUAAAUAUUCGUCGUCAUCAUGAAUACAUGCUUUUGAAGAACAAGCGAAGGAAAGACGUAUAGUUGUUCAAAGAAAGGGCCCUUUUUUUUUAAUACAAAAGGAAAAGGAAAAAGCUUCCAUCGUUGUUGUUCAAGGAUGCUUCGUUUCACAUGCAUUAUCUUAAUAUGUAUGUUGGGUUCCUUCUUUUCAUUUGCUAGAGCUGCCUUCAAUCUUAGCCUCCCUCACCAACAUCCUUUCCCAGAAUCUGUUGUUCAUGAUGUUCAAAGGAGAUUAAAUGUGUCCGUAUCGAGAAGACAAGCCCUCUCCGUGAGCCAAAAAGAUCAAUGUCUAACGGGAAACCCCAUCGACGAUUGCUGGAGGUGCGAUCCCGAAUGGUACAACAACCGCCAACGCUUAGCCGACUGCUCCAUCGGCUUCGGACAAGGAACCCUCGGCGGAAAAGGCGGGCGGAUUUACACAGUCGUGGAUUCGUCCGACAACGACGUUGCCAACCCCAAACCGGGCACUUUCCGGCACGCCGUCAUCCAAGACGAACCCCUCUGGAUCAUCUUCUCGACCAACAUGGUGAUCAAACUCAAACACGAACUCAUUUUCAACUCGUACAAGACGGUGGACGGCCGCGGCACGACCGUUCACGUAACCGGCAACGGGUGCAUAACGUUGCAGUACGUUCAGCAUGUGAUCAUACACAACAUCCACGUCCACCAUUGUAAACCCUCGGGGAACGCCGACAUCGCGUCGACGCCGACGCACGUCGGCUGGAGGGGGAGAUCGGACGGUGAUGGGAUCUCUAUUUUCGGUUCGCAAAAAAUCUGGAUCGAUCAUUGCGCCCUUAGUUACUGCACCGAUGGCCUUAUCGAUGCAAUCAUGGGAUCCACUGGAAUCACAAUCAGUAACAGCUAUUUUUCUCACCACAACGAAGUCAUGCUUUUAGGGCAUGAUGACAGGCAUUUGGCGGAUUCGGGAAUGCAGGUGACGAUAGCGUUUAAUCAUUUCGGAGAAGCGUUGGUGCAAAGAAUGCCGAGGUGCAGGCGAGGGUAUAUCCAUGUGGUAAACAAUGAUUUUACUGCUUGGGAAAUGUAUGCCAUCGGCGGUAGUGCUAACCCUACCAUUAAUAGUCAAGGGAAUCGAUAUACUGCACCUGUCGACCCUAAUGCUAAAGAGGUGACAAAGAGAGUGGACACAGAUGAGAGAGAAUGGGCAGGGUGGAACUGGAGGACGGAUGGGGACUUAAUGGUAAAUGGAGCGUAUUUCGUGCCGUCGGGAGCCGGCGUAAGUGCUCAGUAUGCUAAAGCUUCAAGCGUCGAGCCUAGAUCCGCUGCCUACAUUGAUCAGCUCACUUUCAAUGCCGGCGUCUUUGGCGAGGCCAGGGCAGAGACUGGGAGCUUUGUUUAUCCCGGAUCCGUCGGCAACAGCGGGUCCACCGGCACCGGCACCACUAGCGGCGGUGAAGGGUCCAGUGACGAUGGCAACUACUUUGGAAUGAUAUUCGGGAACGGCGCGCCACCAGAAUCGACCCCACCACCUUUGACAUCAACAUUUUUGUUUCUUCUAAUUAUUUUAAUUUUGUAUUCUAUUACCAACCAAGGUGCUCUACCGCCAUUAUUAUUGUAAUAGGAAAUACAAA
Messenger RNA from Hibiscus syriacus, 1916 nucleotides. RefSeq names its product probable pectate lyase 13. Bases 425 to 1903 code for a protein of 492 amino acids. Gene Ontology annotation, molecular function: pectate lyase activity. Lineage: Eukaryota; Viridiplantae; Streptophyta; Magnoliopsida; Malvales; Malvaceae. The record is from RefSeq and is a predicted model, not a curated record. The transcript has 6 exons.